AUGGAUCCCUUCGCCACCUAUGCACACGUCGCCACCCCGCAGCAGUUCUGGGCCGAGCUCGAUGAGCUUCUAGACCAGCCGUCGGCAGCUACGGGCACCGUCGCCCUUUCGGAAGACCAGAAGAGGGACCACGCCGCUGCCGUCCUGCAGAGCUUCCUCGCCCUCUGCGACCACUGCUGGGACCAGAACCUCAGCAGCGCCUACAACCAAGACUACGCCAUCCAGCGCCUCUUUGAUUCUGCCGUCCUUCGCGACGAUGCCGACGCCCCUUCGCCCUCCGCAUCGCUGCCCAUGCGCCACUACCUCGUCGAAAAGGCGGUCAAGAUCGUUCAGACCGCCACCUCGAUUCCCGUCAUCCUCCUCUCCUACGAGAUCGUCCUGCAGUACGGCGAGAGCUAUCCGGAGACGUACAAGGUGCUCCAGGCCUCGGCAACCUCGGUGUCGUUUGCCGGCAUCCGUGCCUUUCUGCACCGCCUCGUCCAUCAGAUCUGGGCCGGCUCCUACGCCGCUCAGGCCGAAGCCAAGAUCGGCCCCUCGCACGACGAUGGCCCCGUCGGCUGGCCCGGCGCAGAUUGGAGCGAUGAGCGCGACGGCGAUGGACGGCCGCAGCCGCAGCUCUCUACCGCGGUGAUGAGGGGUAAGGUCGGUCCAGCAGCCUCUACGUCGGCAUCAAAGCUGCUCGCCCAGCAGAUCAGCCUGCGCGACAAGGCUGUCCAGAUGCUCUACGAGGUCUGCCGGGUGCAGAAGCUCGAGCCGUCGCACCUCAAGGCGUUCGACGAGCGCUUCAUCCACCACCUCUUUGACCUCGUCGAAGACACUCGGCUCCACCACGACGAGCGCUUCAACUACCAGCUGAUCAAACUCAUCGCGUCGAUCAACGAGCAGUACAUGGUCUCGGGCAUCGCCAUCGCCGCCGCUGCCGUCGCCCCUCUCUCGGGUCCCGGCCCAAAUGCCGCUGCCGACGCGGGUGGUGGAUCUGCGCCGCCGACGGGGAUGCGGCCAGUCAACCUGGUCAUCGACGUCCUCAAGUCGCGGCUCAACGCCUCCAAGACGUUUGGCGAGAACCUCAUCUUCAUGCUCAACCGCGCCUCGAGCUCGAACAAGGAAGACCUCUGCAUGCAGCUGCUGGUGCUCAAGCUCCUCUACCUCCUCUUUACCACAAAGGAGACGGCGUGCUACUUUUACACCAACGACCUCAAGGUGCUCGUCGACAUCUUUAUCCGCGAGCUGGCCGACCUGCCCGACGAGAGCGAGUCGCUGAGGCACACCUACCUCCGUGUCCUCCAUCCGCUCCUGACCAACACCCAGCUCUGCACCUACCCAUACAAGCGCCCGCAGAUCCGCAGGCUGCUCGUCGGCCUCAUCUCGCACGGCCACUUCAAGGAUGUCAGCGCCACGACGCGGCGGCUGGUCGAGAGGUGCCUGAGGGCAGAGUGGUGCGUCGAGCUCGACAACCUCGAUGGCACAUCGAGCAUCGCCACCGUGGCGCCCAUCGGCGGCGGCGAGACAAAGGAGAAGAAGAUGGAGACCGGCGUCACGACCGAGGGCCUGCCCAUGCUGAGCACCAAGAUCGAGGCCACAAAGGCGGACGACGCCACCGCAGUCAAGAUUGCCCACGCCCGCGACGAGUCGGAGCCGCAGCUGCCUCGUGACAGCAGCUCUGUGACUUCUCCGGUCUCGCCAGAGGAUCCCAAUCCUCCCGCCAGCAGCGCGCGGUCGGCCUCGCUGGCAGUGCCAGGGCAGAUCCGGUCGCGCAGCAAGCGCGUCCUGUCCCUCUCGCAUCCCAAGCCGAGCCUGGACUCGACCGACGAUGCAGGAAUGCAGCGGCUCCAUCCCGAGGCAUCGCGCCGGGUCGUGUCGGCCAAAUCAGCGCCGCCGACGCCGCCUCGCAUCGACUCCCCAGAUUUCGCGGGCGAUGACGACGACGGUUCCGAAGCCAUGUCGGCCUCGUCGUCGUGGCACGCUCACAUGGCCGACGUGCCUUCGAGGGGAGGAAAGCGGACGCUGUCGUCCUCGUCGUCCAACCCUGCCGCUGGCGACACGGCCCCGUCGACGCACCAUCCCUACCUGCAUCAUUCCAGCGUUGAGACCAUCGGCCACCCUCCCCGCAUCGGAUCGCCGCUCUCUUCGGACGCGACGUCCGAGCUCCUCCGAGCCAGUUUGGGACAGCGGAUGGAUGAGGACGCGGGGUCUGUGCCGCUCACGCAUGCAGCCCAUGCGGAUGCAAGGUCGUCGAUCGGCCGCGGACUGCCCAGCCUGCACAUCCGAACGGCGUCCAACGGCGAUCGGGAAGGCUCGGACCUCACGGUACGCAACGGCGAGUCGUUGGCCAGCAGCAACGCGAGAAGGCGGACGGAUUCACGCAGCUCGUCAAUGGAGCAGUCGGAUGGGUCUCAGAGUCACACGGGCUCUCCCCACCUUGCCAGUUCUCCAGCCUCGCUAGGACCGCCGCAGCGACGGCGGCCGCCAGAGCCGCCUUCCUCGAGCGGUGCGGCGACGGAUCAACAGGCCCGGCGAGCGCUGCAGCCGUCUUCGUCCGAUCCGAGCGCCAUGGUCGGCCGCGCUGCCUCACCGGCGCUAGGCGCGGCGUCGGGCCGGGGUCACCAUAGCUACGAGCCCCAGCGCGCAAGCUCAGACGGCCUCGACGAGCAUGACGGUGCGGCGAGCCGCUUCCUGUCGCCGCCGCACGAGGCCACGUUAAUGUCUUCGACCUCGUCGUCGGCCAGCUCGGCAUCGACGCAGCACCAGCAUCGCCGUCGACCGCCGCCACCACCGCCGGACCGUGCGAUGAAACCGGGCGUCCGCUCGUUUACCGCCACGCCAAGUCGCAACGGCACGCCGGACAGCGUGUCGUCGUCGUCGCAGGCCGAUUAUGGCCGAUCCAGGGAGGGAGAGACGGGCGACGAGAGGCGCGACUACCCCACGCCAGCGCAGCGGGAGCGCGUACAGCACCUGCGCGUCGCCACUGAGCCUGGUCCGUCGUCGCGCGGCGGAGCGAGGCUGGGUCGGGAGGAGGAGGCGGACCUCGACGAUGAACUGCUCCAGGAGCGGCACAAUCAGCUCGUCCGACAGAUGGCGGCCGCGCGUAUAGCCUAG
Molecule: messenger RNA, 3096 nt
Organism: Pseudozyma flocculosa PF-1
Lineage: Eukaryota; Fungi; Basidiomycota; Ustilaginomycetes; Ustilaginales; Ustilaginaceae
Exons: 1
Coding region: 1-3096 (1031 amino acids)
Biological process (GO): actin cortical patch assembly; endocytosis; actin cortical patch localization
Cellular component (GO): actin cortical patch
Molecular function (GO): Arp2/3 complex binding
Source: RefSeq, a predicted model, not a curated record